AUGCUAACAUUCUGUCCCGAGUGUGGAUGUGUGCUCCAAAUCGAGACCGGCGAGCAGUGUCAGCAGUUCUCGUGUUCGGCGUGUCCGUACGUCUGUCCGAUUGUCGCGACUAUCAGCAGUCGAAUCUAUCCGAAACUCAAGGAUAUCGAUGAUGUGCUGGGUGGACCGGGCGCCUGGGAGAAUGCACAAGUCACUGAUGAACGGUGUCCGCUGUGCUCUCACGAACGUGCGUACUUCAUGCAGCUGCAAACGCGCUCCGCCGACGAACCGAUGACCAUCUUCUAUCGGUGUGCCAACAAUUCGUGUGCUCAUCGCUGGAAGGAAUAA
Caenorhabditis briggsae is the source of this 327-nucleotide messenger RNA. Lineage: Eukaryota; Metazoa; Nematoda; Chromadorea; Rhabditida; Rhabditidae. The record is from RefSeq and is a predicted model, not a curated record. The transcript has 2 exons. Gene Ontology annotation, cellular component: RNA polymerase III complex. Gene Ontology annotation, biological process: termination of RNA polymerase III transcription; DNA-templated transcription. Bases 1 to 327 code for a protein of 108 amino acids. Gene Ontology annotation, molecular function: DNA-directed RNA polymerase activity; zinc ion binding; nucleic acid binding.